This is a messenger RNA of Dicrocoelium dendriticum, 862 nucleotides long. Lineage: Eukaryota; Metazoa; Platyhelminthes; Trematoda; Plagiorchiida; Dicrocoeliidae. The record is from the annotation of a GenBank genome assembly.
AACUCACUUCCCAUUCGGCUGAGCCACUUUGCCUUUAAUUCGUGUGGCGUCGUAAAUUUGUCCUAAUGACAGCCAGAAAAGUACCUUACUGCCCAGGCCUGUGCUGGUCUGUACUCUGGAUAAUUCUUUGGCUUGUUUCCUGGCCCUUGGCGGUUCUGUUAGCAGUUCUGGAGGUGCUUCUCAUUCCUUUGUGCGUAUGUUUCGACGGGGCAAAAACGGCUUGCGAAUUUAUUGACCGCGUAUAUAAGAUAUUUGCCUUCGAUCCUGUCGACAACGCCCGCUACAUGCGGCCUUUGUUCUAUCACCAGCGGAUCCCGGUUUCUGUAGUCGACCAAGAAGGCCCCGAAUGUGUGUGAUACUUGUGUGCGGCAGCUAUUCGAAACCCGAGGGAAAGUCAUCCAUUGCACUGUCCUUCAUGUGCUUCUGCUACAUCUCAGUUCCCCUUUCCCCCAUCCUGUGCAUUUGUUUUGUUUACUGCCCGCCCUGAUCCAUGGUAUUGUGUAUCAUCGCCUUGUCACUGCUCUGUCCCAUUUGUUGCCUUCUCUCUCUUCCUGGUGUAGGUUAUUUGACUAUUUUUCUACCUCCAACACGUUUUUGCCAUCGUUUCUCCUUCAGUUUUACUCCACCCUAUUCUGCAAAUUACCACGACUUUUCCGAGUGCAUCAACAAAUUCGCGCUUAUUUGCUGCUCUGGCUAACUGCUUUUCUUUUUCUUGCUUUUCCACUCAAUGAAACCGCUCGUCUUCACUUUUCUAUAAACCACCGGGCUUUCGCCUUUGUGUUCAUUUGCUGUUUUUCUGAACAGAAUUGUGUAUUUGUUGUUAUUCUUAUUUUUAACGUACUUUAUAUACUAAGUGACGUAA